Lycium barbarum (goji berry) is the source of this 2375-nucleotide messenger RNA. RefSeq names its product chromatin remodeling protein EBS-like. The record is from RefSeq and is a predicted model, not a curated record. Gene Ontology annotation, molecular function: chromatin binding. Bases 281 to 901 code for a protein of 206 amino acids. The transcript is spliced from 5 exons. Lineage: Eukaryota; Viridiplantae; Streptophyta; Magnoliopsida; Solanales; Solanaceae.
UGUUUUGGGGAAUUGUGGGAACAUAAUUAAUAUGGUUUGACACAAAACAUGUUUAUAUGGUUACCUCUUUCAUCUUUCUCUCCUCCAUUCCAACCCCAGUAUUCUGCAACUAGGGUUUCUUGCUUCUCAACAAUCUAUAAAACAAGCCCAACAAGUCCUGAACUUUUCCAUUUCUACAUAAAAUUUUCACACUGGGGUCACUCUAUUUUCUUGAAAAAGAACAAAAAAAAAGCAAAAAAAAUUUAAUCUUUUCCUUUGAGAAAGUGAGUUUCAGGAAUUGAUGGCAAAGACAAAACCAGGGAAAAAAGACCUUGAUUCUUACUCUAUUAAGGGUACCAACAAAGUCGUAAGAAAUGGUGAUUGUGUGUUGAUGAGACCAGCUGAUUCUGAUAAGCCUCCAUAUGUGGCAAGAGUAGAGAAAAUUGAGGCUGACCACCGUAACAAUGUGAAGGUCCGAGUUCGGUGGUACUACCGCCCGGAGGAGUCUAUUGGUGGACGUAGACAGUUCCAUGGGGCUAAGGAGCUAUUCUUGUCCGAUCACUAUGACUUGCAGAGUGCACACACAAUCGAAGGGAAGUGCUUAGUGCACUCUUUCAGGAACUACACCAAGCUGGAGAAUGUGGGCCCUGAGGAUUACUUUUGUAGGUUCGAGUACAGAGCUGCCACAGGAGGGUUUAAUCCUGACCGUGUCGCUGUGUAUUGUAAGUGUGAGAUGCCCUAUAACCCGGAUGACCUCAUGGUACAGUGUGAAGGAUGCAAAGACUGGUUCCAUCCUUCUUGUAUGGGUAUGACCAUUGAAGAAGCAAAGAAAUUAGACCCUUUCUUGUGUUCUGACUGUUCAUCUGAAGAAGAGGUCAAACGGCCUUUGAACUCGUUUCAUGUUGAGCCAAAGUUGUUUUGAAUUCAAGUUUUUGUUGAAUGAUGGAGGGAACAGUGGGAUCCUCCUGCAGAAAGAAGGGGGGAGAGGGAAAGGUGGACCAGUUGUAGAGAAAACUAGAAUUGGUUUUGUUAUCGAGAGGGAAAGACAAUAUUACCUAUUUGUUUAUGUGUUUGCAAUGUACUCUUAAGGGUAUUUUGGAAAAUCAAAAAGCGGGUACAACCACUACCUUCAUGUCGGCUUGGUUCAGUUUUUUCUUAGAUGCCAAAUCAAACCAAAUGUUGUUGGUGUUUUCAAUUUGAAAACCAAACCAAACCAAGUCAAAGAUAUGUCAGUUCGAUUUGGUUUUUGGUUUGCUUCGGUCUUUCAUUUUUUCGCUAACUCCCCUUGCAAAGAAGAUGUCGGACUGAACGAAUCAGACUAACAUCUUCUCCUAUGUUUGGUUUGGGAAGAAAAGGAAAGGAAUGAAAUGUUGUCCAACUAAUUUAGUGGAUUCACGCUCUAAACAUCAGAUGUAAAACUAGCUGAAAAUAUAACCAAACAUUCAAAAAAUGAGUAAUUUGAGGAUUCAUUCUCACCAAAAACUUGAGUAAUUUGAUGGUGGGAAUACCAUAAAGCUUUCAAGAGUCUCCCUUGUGUUUUGCCUUAAGGUUAAAGUCUUUUACCUAUGAUUCACAUUUAGGUUAAAGUCUUCUAACAAACAUUGACAAUACUUCCUCAGUCCCAUUUAAGCAUCAUAAUUCGACUCAAAUUGGGUACUAAGGCAUGAGAUGAAGUCUCAUUUUAUGUAAACAGACUGUAAAAUGAAGAUAACAUUAACUUUUUGAUGAAUCUGAACUUCAAUAAGAACACUGGACAUUGUGUUGCCUUAUUGCAUAAUUUUGGGAGGAGUUUCUUGUAAGGAAAGUGGGCAUAGUUCAUAACAAUCCCAGAAAAGUUAACUUGGGACAAGUAGUAAGCAAUUGUUUAAUUAGAGGCAGUCCAUGAUAAGGUGCAGGUAUCCCUAGUUUUGUAUGGUGUUAGGUGUCAUUGGGUUUUUAUACCAGCUGAAUCGUUUCUGUAUCUGAUUCUUGUCCUAGAAUCUCCGGAAACAGCCUCUCUACCUCCCAAGGUAGGGGUAAUGGCUGCGUACACUUUGCCCUCCCCAGACCCCACUUUGUGGGAUUUCACUGGGUAUGUUGUUGUAUUCUUGUGCUAGAAUCUCUAGUUGCUUAUGUCAUACGUGAUGUGACAUUGGAUAUUUUUUAAUGAAUUAAGUGAAAAGGAAAGAAUUGCAGGAAAUGGCUCUUGGUGUUGUAGGUAGUGGAUGAAUGGCUGUUGAUGGGAAGAAAAAGAAGGGGGUGAGUUGGGGAAUUUUGCUUGAUAUGAUAGACUCAUAUAUGCAUGUAAAAUAUGUAUAUGUGCUUUAAGGGAACAGCAUCAUAUAAUACUAUGCUUGAAAUAUAAGCUUUUGUGAAUCUUCGACUCUAAUUUAUCUGUAGCUAGUAAACAUUUUCGC